GGUUUGUGUUCGUCUACUGAUCUGACGUCAGUUAAUGUUACACUCGAGUGAUUCUCUACUGUACUUUCGACUGAAGUCCGUCUCGAGUCUUCUGCUCUGUUUGCUGUAUCGCACCUUCAACAUGACGGCUAUUAAAGUCAGGGUGGCGUGUGAUCCUCAGGUGAAGUCCUCUCCUCUCUUUCUGGACGUGUUUUGCCGCAGUCUUAUAAUCUUGUGUACAUCUCUGUCAGUCGUCCUGUCGUCUGUCGCCGUGUGUGACGGUCACUGGCUGCUCGCCGGCCGUCACAUGUUUGGUCUGUGGUACUUCUGUUCUCUGGAGGAGCAGCCGAGCUCUGUUUCGGCCUUUAAAGUGUCGUCUAACUGCACUACUCAUCUGGAAGCGGCCGGGGUGGACGGGCUGGGCGCCGGGUCGGUGCUGUGUCGUUCUGUCAUCACGCUGGCUGUGGUCAGUGCCAUAUUCGGACUGGAGUUGCUGGUGAUGUCACAGGCAAGCGAAGGGCGUGACUCCAGUCGCCGCUGGGACCUCGGGGCGAGGCUGGUGCUGCUGGCGGGCGUAUUGGCUGGCGGGGGGCUGGCAACCUUUGGACUGUUGUUAGGGGCGUACGCCACGCUCUUUGGCUUCACUCUGACGUUCUGGUGCCAGUUCACUGCCACGUUCCUCUUCUUCCUCAAUGGGAUGGCGGCACGACACAUCCAGAAUAUUCCACUCCUGACCUUCACUGGCAAACCUGACAAAGUGUAGAGCUCUGCCACGACAGUCAACUCAUUUUAAAACCACCUGCAGGAGCGCCUACUGGUUUUGUUGUUAAAAAAACGUGUUCAGCGGCAUCUGCAUUAGUUGAGAAGUGAUAUUAAAAGUUUCUCAGAUUGA
Triplophysa dalaica is the source of this 871-nucleotide messenger RNA. It is a transcript of the gene tmem37, whose product is annotated as transmembrane protein 37. Gene Ontology annotation, molecular function: voltage-gated monoatomic ion channel activity; calcium channel activity. The record is from RefSeq and is a predicted model, not a curated record. The coding region runs from base 35 to 742 and encodes 235 amino acids. The transcript is spliced from 2 exons. NCBI's taxonomy places the organism in Eukaryota, Metazoa, Chordata, Actinopteri, Cypriniformes, Nemacheilidae. Gene Ontology annotation, cellular component: membrane.